AUGCAAGGAUAUAUAGAAGCAAUAAGAAACGCAUAAUAAAGCCAUUUAGAAUCUAUAGUUAAUCAUGCAAUAUAAGAUACGGAUGUAUAUUAAUUUACUGAAUUAUUCUUAAAAAUGAUUGACUAUGUUAUAAGUAGAGAUGUAAAAAUUUAAGAUAUUCCUAAUAUUAAAUAUAAAUUAUAUAAGAUGUGA
This is a messenger RNA of Ichthyophthirius multifiliis, 192 nucleotides long. RefSeq lists its product as hypothetical. Lineage: Eukaryota; Ciliophora; Oligohymenophorea; Hymenostomatida. The transcript is spliced from 3 exons. The record is from RefSeq and is a predicted model, not a curated record.